Megalopta genalis is the source of this 1047-nucleotide messenger RNA. Its product is annotated as nitric oxide synthase-interacting protein homolog. Gene Ontology annotation, molecular function: ubiquitin protein ligase activity. Lineage: Eukaryota; Metazoa; Arthropoda; Insecta; Hymenoptera; Halictidae. Gene Ontology annotation, cellular component: nucleus. The record is from RefSeq and is a predicted model, not a curated record.
UUUCGGCCUGGAGGUGUGCAGCAGUAGGAGCCAUUGUCUAUUAUUGUAGUAAACAAAACAUGACGCGACACGCAAGAAAUUGUACUGCUGGUGCUGUUUACACUUAUCACGAGAAAAAGAAAGAUGCAGCAGCGUCUGGUUAUGGAACAAAUACACAAAGAGUGGGCAAAGAUUCUGUGAAAGAUUUUGAUUGUUGUUGUCUUACCUUACAACCAUGUAGAAACCCUGUAAUAACGAAAGAUGGUUAUUUGUUUGAUAAGGAGGCAAUUUUGGAAUACGUUUUGACCAAAAAGAAAGAAUACACAAGAAAAUUAAAAGAAUAUGAAAAACAGAAACGGCAAGAAGAGGAACAAACUCAUGAAAAAACUGCUAAUGAAGAAUUACAAAAGCUACAGAACUUUUUGAAGGGGGAAAAAAAUAUUGUUUCUAGGAGUCAAAGUAGUGUAGAUGAAUCAGGUUCUUCAGUUUCUAAUAUGUGCUACGGCAAGGAUAAAAUACUCCCCAGUUUUUGGAUUCCUUCUAAAACACCAGAAGCUAAAGACUCAAUAUUACAAAAGCCAGACAAAACAAUUUAUUGUCCUAUAAGUGGAAAGUCAUUGAAAAUAAAAGAUCUUAUACCAGUAAAAUUCACAGAAGUGAAAGACCCAGAUGAUCAAAAAUCUCUUAUUGUUAAACAAGCACGAUAUAUGUGUCCUAUUACUCAUGAUAUUUUAAGUAAUAGUGUCCCAUGUGCAAUUAUAAGAACAACUGGUGAUGUAAUAACUUUGGAAUGUGUAGAAAAGAUUAUAAAAAGAGACUGGAUAAAUCCUUUGGAUAGCACAAAACUGACUGAAGCCGACAUUAUACCGCUUCAAAGGGGUGGUACUGGAUACGCCGCUGUUAACGAUCGUCUAGAAGGGAAACAUGAAAGACCAGUAUUACAAGCGUAAAUUGAACAGAUAUUUGAAAUUAAUUGAAUAAAAUAUUUUCAAUAUAAAAUUUAUAAUAAAUGAUAAACAGUGUACGUACCAUGAGGGAUGUAUAAUAAAUAAAGAUUAUGACCAAUAA